Nematolebias whitei (Rio pearlfish) is the source of this 3053-nucleotide messenger RNA. RefSeq names its product Rho guanine nucleotide exchange factor (GEF) 7b (gene arhgef7b). Lineage: Eukaryota; Metazoa; Chordata; Actinopteri; Cyprinodontiformes; Rivulidae. Gene Ontology annotation, molecular function: guanyl-nucleotide exchange factor activity; protein binding. The record is from RefSeq and is a predicted model, not a curated record. The transcript is spliced from 22 exons. The coding region runs from base 41 to 2605 and encodes 854 amino acids.
AAGUCUCAGCGGUUUUAGGACAAUAACCUGAGGGUUGGACAUGACCGCAGCCGAGCAGACGGUCACGUGGCUCAUCACGCUGGGGGUCCUGGAGUCCCCGAAGAAAAGCGUCUCGGACCCGGAGGCUUUCCUCCAGGCGUCCCUGCGGGAUGGAGCGGUUCUGGUCCGGCUGCUGGAGCGCCUGAGACCCGGGGACUGCGGCAGGUUUUUCCAGGAGCCGAGGAGCGACAGCGAGUGUCAGAAGAAUAUUACAGAGUUCCUUAAAGGCUGCGGGGCUUUCGGUGUGGAGCCCUUUGAGGUGGGCGACCUGCUGCAGGGACUGAACUUCUCUAAAGUCCUGAACACCCUGGUUGCCCUCAAUAAAGCCACGGAAGAUUUAGGCACUUCUGGUGAAGGCGUAUGCGCGUCGCACACCUCGAACUCGAGGAUCAAAUCGUUUGACUCCCUGAACACUCAGAGUCGCUCGUCCAAAGCGCUGCAGCUUCAGCCCCGCAGCCUGGUGAGUCAGCAUGGCAGUGACAGCGACAUGGCAGAUGGCAGCGGGUGUGGCCAGGUGCUGGUCAAAGCACGUUUUCCCUUCCGUCAGACCAAUGAGGACGAACUCUCCUUCUCCAAGGGUGACGUCAUCAGUGUGUCCAGGCAGGAGGAUGGGGGCUGGUGGGAAGGUUCGCUGAAUGGCCAGUCUGGGUGGUUCCCCAGUAACUAUGUACGGGAGCUGAAAGGGAAUGAUAAAACGGUCGACAAGCCAAAGCCCGGGAUGCUGAAGAGUCCACCCAAAGGCUUCGACGCCGCCAUCAUCAGUAAAACUUAUUACAACGUGGUUCUGCAGAACAUCCUGGAAGCAGAGGGGGAAUACUCCAGGGAGCUUGAGAGUCUCCUGGGUUCAUACCUACGCUCGCUUCACCCUACAGACAGACUCGGCAGCGAUGAUAUCCGCCACAUUCAGGGGAACCUGGAGGAGAUCUCCGCCUUCCAACAGAUGCUGCUUCAGGCCUUAGAAGAGCAGACAAAACUCCCGGAGAGCCAGCAGAGAAUCGGGGGGUUCUUCCUGAGCCAGAUGCCCCAGAUGAAGCUCAUAUAUGUGGCUUAUUGCUCCAAUCAUCCGUCUGCAGUCAGCGUUCUCACACAACACAACGAGGAGUUGGGAGAGUACAUGGAGUCCAAAGGAGCGUCCGGUCGUGGCAUCGACACACUGACCACCAGUCUGAGCAGACCCUUCAUCAGACUGGAGCGGUACCCAGCGCUGCUGAAAGAACUGGAACGACACAUGGACGAACAACACCCCGACAGAUCGGACCUGAACUCUGCCAUGACCGCCUUUAAAAGCCUCACAGCUCAGUGUCUAGAGGUGAGAAAGAAGAAGGACCUGGAGCUGCAGAUUUUAACAGAACCCAUCAGAAACUGGGAGGGAGACGAUAUCACAACCCUCGGCCCGGUUCUCCACAUGUCCCAAGUCAAGGUCCAAACGCAGAACUGUCAGAAGUCCAACGAGCGCUACCUCCUUCUCUUCCCUCACACGCUGCUCAUGAUCUCUGCGAGCCUCAGGAUGAGCGGCUUCAUCUACCAGGGGAGGAUGCCAUUAUCGGGAAUGCUCAUCUCCAGAAUUGAGGAUAGCGAAAAUUCGAGGAACGCUUUUGAAAUAUCUGGUGGCCAGUGUGAGCGGAUCCAGGUCGCCUGUAGCAGUCAGCAAGACCUGCAAGACUGGCUGGAUCUUCUCACCAAACACACACACACCACCCCUCCUCAACUGUACAAGCCUCAGAACGCCUGCCACACACUGCCGUCUGAGUCCGUCACUCCCUGCAGACGCUCGGAGUCUCGUGUGGAGACCAGGGGAAACUCAUACCACACUCUGCCUCAUCUGCCCUCGUGUCCCACUGGACCCAGCAGCCACCCAAUCUGGGGACCCCUGGAGCCACCAAACACUCCCAAACCCUGGAGCCUGAGCUGCCUUCGCCCUGCACCUCCCCUCCGACCGUCGGCUGCUCUGUGCUUCAAGGAGGAUAUGAGUAAGAGUCCUAAGAACGUGAAGAAGCUACUUCCUAAGAGGAAACCAGAGAGGAAACCUUCAGAGGAAGAUUUCACCACCAGAAAGAGCACAGCGGCUCUGGAGGAGGACGCUCAGAUACUGAAAGUGAUCGAGGCCUACUGUACAAGCGCCAGGACUCGGCAGACUCUCAACUCGACUUGGCAAGGAACUGACCUCAUGCACAACCACGUGCUCGCUGAAAACAGCCUGGCUGUGGCUGGGUUUCCAUGUUCUGACCAAUCAGAAGACUCGGAUUAUGAGAGUAUCUGGACCACACAAAGUCACAGGACCGCCUCGUUUUCUUGUAAGACGAAGGACGUUCAGAUGUUGUUUCCCAAGGAGGAGAAGAUCAUAGUUGAAGAAACCAGAAGCAACGGUCAAACUGUGGUAGAGGAGAGGAGUCUGGUGGACACUGUGUACAGUCUUAGAGAUGAGGUCCAGGGACUCAAACAGGACAACAAGAGGAUGAAAAGGACCCUGGAAGAAGAACAGCGAGCCAGAAAAGAGCUGGAGAGGAUUGUCCGUAGAGUUCUGAAGAACAUGAACGACCCAACCUGGGACGAGACUAAUCUCUGAAACCGGCUUCUGACUUUCUGACGACGGAACGAAGAGAACUGUUCAGACUGUGCGGACAGAAGCGCGUCCAUUUCCCUGAAUUUAAUCUUUCCGUGUGCCAAACCGUGGACCAAGAGGAACUCCAGCCACUUUUUAGUGAAGUCACCUUGUAAAUCUUUGCAGUCAUGACGGCUGGCGGGCAUAAAUUAUUUUCAAGUGACAAACUGCUUGUUCAUGUACAGUAUUAGCCUCUCAGUCCACCAGGACUGUAUUUUAUGUACUGCUGGUGCACAGCUGAGGGAGUUUUACCUCUCCAGAGACACUGAAGACAUUAUGCUUUAAAUGUCUGUGAUACUUGAACAGCUGUUCCAGCUAUUCAUUCACAUGUUCAUUCGUUUUGUCUCGAAUCUAUAUACUAAAUUCAAACGGCACCAUUUGAAACUGCUUCACCACCAGUCUGAGUGACAGA